AUGUCUCAAUAUUUAUUCAUUUUUAUAGUUUUUGCUAUCUCACCCACACAGGCUUUCUUCUUUGGAAACUCCGGAUGUGGAUGUGGUGCUCCACCAGCAUGUCCCCCACCACCUCCACCUCCAGUCUGUCCAGCAGCUCCAUCUUGUGGAGGUUCUGAUACACCACAGCUUCCUCCUCUCAAUAUAAAUGAAGUUCAGCCCGUCUAUGCUCAAGCUCAAGCUAUCCCUCCUGUUGUUCAACAGAAUUAUGUAAAUGCUGGACAACCUUUAGACGGACAGAUAGCUCAAGAAAUUCAAAUUGCUGAAGCUGAAGCAGCCAAAGGACGAGUAAAACGUGAUGAGGGUGAGCCAUCAUUCGAUCCAAAGUGCAACUCUGAGAUUCUGCGUGACAUCAUUCUAAAGAACAUCCAUGCGUCCACUUCGACCGCUAAACGACAAAUCCAAGCUGCAGCAGCUGAGGAGAUAGGAGGAAGAGUUGACGCCAUUUGCUCAACAGGAACUUUCUCUUACAUCGUCAAUACUGAAGUAUAUUGUGAAACGGAGAAGAAUGGAGUCACUUGUUUUGUAUUCAAACAAUCGGAAUGA
Messenger RNA from Auanema sp. JU1783, 585 nucleotides. The record is from the annotation of a GenBank genome assembly. NCBI's taxonomy places the organism in Eukaryota, Metazoa, Nematoda, Chromadorea, Rhabditida, Rhabditidae.